GCCUCCUUCAACCGAUUCUAACUUUCUCGAUCUCCAUGAGCGCAUCUCUGGAGUCUCUGCGACGCUGGUGCUCCCACCACAAGAUAUGGAUUGAUCAUCGCAUUGAGAUUGUAUCUUCAGACCUGUCCGGAAUCCAUCUAGUAUCUCAGAGCCCCAUCGCUCAGGACACCAUUCUCGUCAAGAUCCCUCGCGAAGCUGCUAUCUCAUUGAAAACCAGUCGCAUCUCGCGACAUAUCCCCGCGUCAGCUUCGACGCACCAUGGGCGCUCGGCUCAGCUUUGGCUUGCGUUGGCUCUGUCUGUCGAACUUGCCCUCGGUCCUUCGUCGGAAUGGGCUGGAUAUCUGCAAUCUCUACCGCGUGCGCUUUCUGGAAUGCCUCUCUUUUGGCUUGGAAGUGGCGCAGAUGGUGCCAGUGCUCUUGAUUUUUUGAAAGGGACUGAGGCCUGGAGAUUGGUCAAUGAGACUGAUGAGAGUGGUGCAACACUGGUGGAAGACAUCGACGCUUUUUUUGAAGCUGUCGCGCGUGGGGUGUACUCGAAAGUCCUCGGCUCUUCAUCCGUGGAAACGUUGACUCGAAAAGACUUCGCCCUUGCAUAUGGGCUGGUCUCGUCCCGUGCCUUCCUCAUCGAUGCGUACCAUGGGCUUGCCAUGGUUCCAAUAGCUGAUGCUUUCAACCACGUGCAGGAAAACCAUGUCCACUUGCAGAGUGACUACGAGGUAUGCCCCGAAUGUGGUUCUUUGCGGCAGUGCAUCCAUGAUGGAGGAGAGGACCUUCCAUCUGAAACAUGGGAGGACGACUGUUUAGAGAUGAUCUCGAAUCGCCCCAUCGAAUCUGGGGUCGAAGUGUUCAACACUUAUGGCGAAAUGCUGAGCAACGCCCAGUUGCUUCUCCAAUACGGUUUCAUUCUCGAUGGGAACGAGAAUGACCGUGUGACAUGGACGUGCGAUGAGAUGGCCGAAUUCGUACACUCCUCCCUGCACUGGGAUCCAGCGCCUGUCCGGCAAACCACAGACUGGUUGCAAUCGCUUCCCUGGGAAAUCCUCGAAGAGUCCUCCGAGCUUGUAUACAUAGACAGGAAGCACGCGUUCUGUGUUAACGCCGAUGGAACAGUCUCGCAUGGACUGUGGCUCUAUCUUGCCACUGCUCUUGUCUGCAGCAGGACUGACAUCCGCGGCCCCACCUCUGCGCAAGAAGCCAUCUUAUCAGGCGUCGAACAUCUGCUUCGAUGUCAAUCAGGGAUGGAGCAACACGAGUCGCCCGAGCAUAUUUCAGGAUACACAACGAACGGAUCAACGAUCCACCAGCUAUCCGGACUUAUCUUCUCGCUCUGUAGAGCGCGUUCUGCCGGCAUCAGCAGGGGAGAACUAACGAUCAGGGAGCUUGGAGAACUGUUAGACAGUUUGCCCGAAGAGUCCGCGCCAAGUCGCAGGAUGGCAGUGUCCCUGGCGCUGACAGAGAAAUCUAUUUUGGAAACUUGUAUGUUUGCCUGGCAAUCGCUGGCCGAGACAUUCGUGCACGCACCGGACUCUGACAAAUGAUAAUGCAAUCUGGUCCCGGGUCUGGACUGGCUCUACUCUGGUCCAAAUCUGGGCGCAGUAUCUCAGCUCCAGACAAUUUGUAGAGGCUUGUUUUCUAUGUAUUGAGAUGGAUGUCCACCCGUGUUGCAUGGCUACAGCUGGAGCUUGCAAGAAACCUGCUCAAGCUGACAGAUGGACGAACACCUCUGUGCAUCUAUUGUGGGCAAGAAGAUUUGCAGUGCAUUGAUGAUCCGCCAGCCGCCUGCCGGGGAUCACUCCGCACAUUCGGCCAGCAACCCGAUCGGAUGGUCCAUUCCAC
Molecule: messenger RNA, 1836 nt
Organism: Mycena citricolor
Lineage: Eukaryota; Fungi; Basidiomycota; Agaricomycetes; Agaricales; Mycenaceae
Source: the annotation of a GenBank genome assembly